AUGGCACAUAGGACAAACAUGUUUGGCUCAUUGCCUCAGUCUUUACUCUCCACCAUUGUUUCUUUGAUACCGUUCAAAGAAGCAGUAAGAACCUCAAUCCUCUCCACGAGUUGGAUAGACAUUUUUAAGUCUACUUCCAAUGUAGAAUUUGAUGAAGUGUCUUUUGUGAAAGAUGACCAAACAUAUCGUAUCAGGCAAUCCCAAAGAAAAGCUUUUUUGGAGUUCAUCUCUCUUUGGAUUACGAAUCACACAAAAACUAUCGUCAAUAAGUUCUCUUUGAGAUUAUCAACACCUGGAAAAGCUAAGAGGGUCGUGAGAAACUGCAUUGUCUUUGCCACAAAAUAUGGGGUGAAGGACUUGGAGUUACAUUUUUGUGAUCCAAAGUUGGAUUGUUAUUUCACUGCUAAUUAUAUCAACCAUGAGGCCUUGUUCGAAUUUCUAGCACAUGUUUAUGGCCACACUUGCCUCGAAUCCUUGAAGUUGUUUUCAUGCAACUUUGUUGAGGCUAAGUUGAUUAACUUUCAUGCACUCAAAGAAAUUUCUUUGGGUUGGAUGGAAGUGAAACUGACUACUAUUAAGACUUUGUUGUCAAAUUGUGAGGCGCUAGAGAGUUUAAGUCUCAAGAGGUGUUGGAAUUCAGAUGAUUUUGAUCUAGGGGAGGAGAAUCUUAGGUUGAGAAAGUUGGUGGUGGACAGAUGCAUGUUUAGAUCUAAUGGUCGUUAUUUUAUAGUCAAUGCUCCAAACUUAAGAUAUUUCUAUUACUCCGGGUUAAAUAAUAACUUUCUAGUCAUGGAUGUGCGUUCUCUUGUUAUGGAAGAAGAAAUUCUUGACUUCUGCAUUGAGUUUGAAGGAAAUGCUCUUUUUCUUUACAAACUAGUGGAAGAUGUCUCCGGUGUUAGUGCUUUGACUGUGUGCAAUUCCUUCCUUCAAGAUUAUGAGCUACCAGAGAAUUUUAACUCGAAGAGGUUUUGGACUGAUCAUACAAAGGCUUAUAAAUGCAUGAUAUAUACUCUUAGAGAGGUAGAGAUCAGGGGCUUUAAAGGAUUAGUGGAUGAGAUUUACAUGCUUACCUAUUUCAUUACUAGUGGAAAAGUCUUGAGAAAGAUCGAUGACUAUCAACAUAAUAGAGGAUGA
Lotus japonicus is the source of this 1134-nucleotide messenger RNA. RefSeq names its product putative F-box/LRR-repeat protein At1g56400. NCBI's taxonomy places the organism in Eukaryota, Viridiplantae, Streptophyta, Magnoliopsida, Fabales, Fabaceae. Gene Ontology annotation, molecular function: protein binding. Bases 1 to 1134 code for a protein of 377 amino acids. The record is from RefSeq and is a predicted model, not a curated record. The transcript is spliced from 2 exons.